Lotus japonicus is the source of this 1372-nucleotide messenger RNA. RefSeq names its product CDP-diacylglycerol--glycerol-3-phosphate 3-phosphatidyltransferase 1, chloroplastic-like. NCBI's taxonomy places the organism in Eukaryota, Viridiplantae, Streptophyta, Magnoliopsida, Fabales, Fabaceae. The transcript has 7 exons. Gene Ontology annotation, molecular function: CDP-diacylglycerol-glycerol-3-phosphate 3-phosphatidyltransferase activity. Gene Ontology annotation, biological process: glycerophospholipid biosynthetic process. The record is from RefSeq and is a predicted model, not a curated record. Gene Ontology annotation, cellular component: chloroplast envelope; membrane. The coding region runs from base 200 to 853 and encodes 217 amino acids.
ACCCCAGCCAUCCCCACUAACAUCAUUCAUAACCUAACGCUCUCUCUCUCUCUGUCUCUGCUUUUCCAGUUUCACGUUUGAAACAAAAUCCUCCAUCCACAACAUAAGAUAGAAUCAAUCGUGUGAUUGUGUUCCAAUUCGAAAUCAGGGUUGUUUGGUUGGUUGUGAUGUUGGUGAAGAAGCUCUGGAUCCGCAUCACAUGAAAACCAUGGUUUCCGAUGCCAACUCCAAGAUUUCCAUGCCUUCUUCUUCCCAUUCCAAAAUCCUCACUCUUCCCACCAUUCUCACUCUCGGCCGUGUCGCUGCAAUCCCUCUUCUCGUUGCCACCUUCUACAUGGAUGGUUGGCAAGGAACUGCUAUUACCACAACCGUUUUCACCGCCGCAGCAGUUACAGAUUGGCUUGAUGGCUUCAUUGCUCGCAAGAUGAAAUUAAAAUCAACAUUUGGUGCUUUUUUAGAUCCAGUAGCUGACAAGCUUAUGGUUGCUUCCACGUUGGUCUUAUUAUGUACUAGACCUUUGAAAGUUGCUCUGUUAGGACAAGCGCCGUGGCUCUUGAUUAUACCUUCAAUCACUAUAAUUGGUCGAGAGAUAACCAUGUCGGCACUCAGAGAAUGGGCUGCUUCUCAGAGUAGUAAGCUUCUAGAGGCUGUUGGCGUUAAUAAUUUGGGGAAAUGGAAAACAGCUACUCAGAUGAUCGCGUUAACCACCCUCCUCGCUACCCGUGACUGCAGUGGCGGAGGAGCUGCCAUUUUGGUAUACUUGGGUGUGGUCUUGCUUUAUAUUGCAGCAGGGCUUGCUAUAUGGUCGUUUGUAAUAUAUAUGACGAAAAUAUCGAAGGUGUUGCUGAGGUAGCGUGGUUGAUAGCUCUCUGGUUUCACAUAUAUACACUUCUUUGGUGGGUUUGAUUCUCAUGAUCAUUUCUUAUACACACAGUUAAGUUAGCGAUGCCAUGGUAGGGAGAUGCAGUCUUUGUGACAUAUAUCUGCAAUGUCCACCCUCCAGAACUCUGCACAGCAUCAUUCCUCCUAGUUUUUCAAAUUGUAUGCAGAAUUUUUUUCCCUUUGUUACCCCAGGUAAAGGAAUGAAGAAAAGAAAGCAAAGGAUGACACUCAGGAUUAAAUUGGAAGAAAUUAGUUUAUUAGUUUAUUAUUCACGGUUGAAGGAUGUAGCAGUAGAUAUCCCUUUUGGGGUCUAAUUCCUAACUAUAGUCUGGAGCCUUUGGAAGUCUGCCACCUGAUAAAUUUCACUACAGGAAAUAUUUUAUGGCUGUAGUUGACUCUUCAAUUAUUUUGUCUGUGCCACCUGAGAAAUUUCACUACAGGAAAUAUUUUAUGCUUGUAGUGGACUCUUAAAUUAUUUUUGUUCGUGUCA